Hyla sarda is the source of this 1149-nucleotide messenger RNA. It is a transcript of the gene GNMT, whose product is annotated as glycine N-methyltransferase. The transcript has 7 exons. Gene Ontology annotation, biological process: protein homotetramerization; regulation of gluconeogenesis; S-adenosylmethionine metabolic process. The record is from RefSeq and is a predicted model, not a curated record. Bases 169 to 1050 code for a protein of 293 amino acids. Gene Ontology annotation, molecular function: identical protein binding; glycine binding; S-adenosyl-L-methionine binding. Lineage: Eukaryota; Metazoa; Chordata; Amphibia; Anura; Hylidae. Gene Ontology annotation, cellular component: cytosol.
GUACAGGGAUUGCGAUUUCCAGAGCAGGCAGACCGGUUAUCAGAGCGCCCCCUGUGGGCAGACAAACUUCUCUUUUCUCCAAUGAAGAAAUCGCUGGCAGGACCACAAACAUUUCCUCAUGCCUAAAGCAAACAGAAGCUUGAAUAACGCGCUGCGGACGGGAUUACCAUGGUGGACAGCGUGUUCCGGACACGGUCACUAGGAGUGGCGGCGGAGGGUCUCCCGGAUCAGUAUGCUGAUGGGCGAGCGGCCCGGGUCUGGCAUUACUACAUUGGAGACAAGAGGAGCCGCACAGAUGAAUAUCGUACCUGGAUCCUGUCCCUGUUACAUAAACAUGGCUGCCGGAUGGUGCUGGAUGUCGCCUGCGGCACAGGGGUGGACUCGGAGAUGUUGGUGGAGGAAGGAUUCUCUGUAGUCAGCGUUGAUGCCAGUGAUAAAAUGUUGAAAUACGCCCUAAAGACUCGCUGGAACAGAAGGAAAGAACCCGCAUUUGACAAGUGGGUCAUUGAGGAAGGUAACUGGCUCUCUCUGGAUCAGGAAAUCUCUCGCCCUGGAAAUGGAUUUGAUGCUGUCAUUUGCCUGGGGAAUUCAUUUGCACAUCUACCAGAUUUUAAAGGAGAUCAGAGCGACCAGCGCUUGGCUCUGCGGAAUAUUGCAGGGAUGGUCAGACCAGGGGGAAUCCUGAUCAUAGACCAUAGAAACUACGACUACAUCCUGGACACUGGCUGCGCCCCUCAAGGCAAGAACAUUUACUACAAGAGUGACCUGACUCAGGACAUUAGCACCUCUGUGCUGUGGGUGAACAAUAAACCUCACAUGGUGACCCUGGAUUACACUGUACAAGUGCCGGCAUCUGGGGAGGCGCAACCAGAACUGAGCAAGUUCCGCCUGUCCUACUACCCCCAUCGUCUGCAGUCUUUCACCACUCUGCUAGAUGAGGCCUUCGGAGGUCGCUGUGAGCACAUGGUGUAUGGGGACUUCUUGCCUUAUACCCCAGGCCAACAGAAUGAGCCCUGUUACUUCAUACAUGUGUCAAAGAAAACCGCAUGAGGGGGAACACCCCAGCAGGACAGCGGUCACAACUGGGCCAAUGACUUCAUGAUGAACUUUAGUUAAUGCUUUUGUAUGAAUAAAUCAGCUGCUACAUUC